Molecule: messenger RNA, 330 nt
Organism: Ostertagia ostertagi
Lineage: Eukaryota; Metazoa; Nematoda; Chromadorea; Rhabditida; Trichostrongylidae
Source: the annotation of a GenBank genome assembly
GAUGCCGUAACGUUCCUUCGAACGGAGCAAAAAGCCUGCUAUGGUUGGGGAUUGUCUGGACCGCACACUCGCAGCAUUUCUUUGCACGAGCAGCCUGUAGCGAUUGUGGACGAGAAUGCCAUAGCUGCUCCAGAAAAGGAUGAAACCCUGUGGAAGGCAGUAACAGGUUGUCGACGACGUUAUCCGGCUGGAAGUCAACGUCGAAUGGUUUCACCAUGUCCUCAGAUCAGUAUACCGCGAAAUGAAAGUCGAAACGAUUCGAUUUUACAAGACUUAGCAGAUUUAUCGAUUCCGGAUCCACUACCGGAAGCAUUCGGAGAUGAUCAAUGA